Phyllostomus discolor (pale spear-nosed bat) is the source of this 2426-nucleotide messenger RNA. It is a transcript of the gene ENGASE, whose product is annotated as endo-beta-N-acetylglucosaminidase. Gene Ontology annotation, biological process: protein deglycosylation. NCBI's taxonomy places the organism in Eukaryota, Metazoa, Chordata, Mammalia, Chiroptera, Phyllostomidae. Gene Ontology annotation, molecular function: mannosyl-glycoprotein endo-beta-N-acetylglucosaminidase activity. Gene Ontology annotation, cellular component: cytoplasm. The record is from RefSeq and is a predicted model, not a curated record.
CUCAGCUCCCGCCGGCCGGGACCCGGUUGGAAGGGGAAAUCUGCGCCGCGCCGUCUCAUUGGCUGGCUGCGAAGCGGUCCCCAGGCCUGCGAUUGGCCGACGGGCGGGCGGGCCGACAGCGUCAUGGAGGCGCCUGGGGCGCUGCGAGAGCCCCGGCCCCGGCAGCGGUCCCGGGAUCCCGCGGACGGCGAGGAGCGCGGGCCUCCGAAGAGGAGGAGAACCGAAGAGGAUCAAGAGGGAGCCGUCUUUCGUGAAGUAGUGGGUUUCUCGCCGGAUCCUUUGCCGGUCAGAUACUAUGACAAGGACACCACCACCCCCAUCAGCUUUUACUUGUCCUCCGUGGAGGAGCUCCUGGCGUGGACCCCCGACGUGGAGGAUGGCUUCAACGUGGCCGCAGGCCCCGUCCAGGGUCGGCGGCCCCCCUUGAGCAGCCAGAGGCCGCGGACCUUGCUGUGCCACGACAUGAUGGGCGGGUACCUGGAUGACAAGUUCGUCCAGGGCUCGGCGGCCCCGAGCGCCUACGUCUUCUACCACUGGCAGUACAUCGACAUCUUUGUGUACUUCAGCCACCACAUGGUCACCGUCCCCCCGGUGGCCUGGACCAACGCUGCCCACCGGCACGGGGUCUGCGUGCUGGGCACUUUCAUCACCGAGUGGAAGCCAGGGGGACAGCAGUGCGAGGCCUUCCUGGCGGGGGACGACCGGGCAUACCAGGCGGUGGCCGACCAGCUGGUCCUGAUGGCCCAGUUUCUGCGCUUCGACGGCUGGCUGGUCAACAUCGAGAACUCUCUGAGUUCGGCCGCCGUGGGGAACAUGCCGCGCUUCCUUCAGUACCUGACCGCCCAGCUGCACCGGCAGGUCCCGGGCGGCCUGGUGCUCUGGUACGACAGCGUGGUGACCAGCGGGCAGCUCAAAUGGCAGGACGAGCUGAACGAACGCAACAGGGUCUUCUUCGAUUCCUGCGACGGCAUCUUCACCAACUACAACUGGGGGGAGGAGCACCUGGAGCGCAUGCGCGGCCAGGCCGGCGAGCGCCUGGCGGACAUCUACGUGGGCGUGGACGUGUUCGGCCGGGGGAACGUCGUGGGGGGCCGGUUUGACACCAACAAGUCGCUGGAGCUGAUCCGGAAGCACGGGCUCUCGGCGGCCCUGUUUGCGCCUGGCUGGGUAUACGAGUGUCUGGAGAAGGCGGAGUUCUUCCAGAACCAGGACCGGUUCUGGGGUUUGCUGGCGCCCUAUCUGCCCACACACAGCAUCUGCUGCCUGCCCUUUGUCACUUCCUUCUGCCCGGGCAUGGGGACCCGCAGAGUCCGCUACGGCCAGGAGGAGGCCGUGGGGCCCUGGUACCACCCCGGCGCCCAAGAACCCCAGCCCCUGUUCGGAGAGCGCAGGCUGGAAGAGGACCCACGGGGCUGGGUGAGGACGCAGCUCUGCCUGGCCGAUGCCUGGAAUGGGGGCGGCUCCCUGCUCAUCCGGGGGGCGAUCCCGCCCGAGGUCCAGCAGGUGGCUGUGAGGUUAUUCUCCCUGCAGGUCCCACUGCCGCCCAGGAUCUUCCUGUCCCUGGUGUAUAAGCUGGAGGGGACGGCCAAGGUCCGCGUCGCUCUGGAGCUCACCACGGGGGACGAGGGCAGCUGUGACGUUGGCGGCAUCUCCACAUUGAGUGCAGACACGAGCACCAGGCACAGUCCCCGACCCCUCCGGGUGCCCCCCCCAAAGCUGGCCAGAUGGACGGCCCGCUGUGGCCAGCAGCUCGCUGGGGGCUGGGUCCAGCGCUGCUACGAGCUGAGCAUGCGCCGCUGCCUCCUGGGGGACCUGUUCAUGAGCUUCACCCGGCCUCCGGGCAGCCAGGACGAGGAGAGCUUCGUCUGCCGCCUCGGGGAGAUCCAGGUGGUGGGUGCUCACGGCCUGCAGAGCCCUCUGCCCCGGGUGCAGGGCGUCUCGGUGUCUCAGACCUGCUGGCGGCGGGCGGCCCCCGAGGGGGCGGAGCCUCAGCCCGGGCUGCGGCUCAGCUGCACUCUGCGCUGGUCCUGCCCCCUGAGCCUCGUGCGAUGCUUCCGGAUCCACUGUGGCCGAGGGACGGACGGCGGCCCUUCCGGUGGGGCGCCCCCGGCACCGGAGAGGCCCACGUUCCUGGGCCUGGCUUUCGUCAACCAGUACCGCGUCGUGGACCUGGCCGUGGCAGAGGCGGAGCCUGGCCGGGAGGCCCGCGUGGAGUUCCUGGUGGAGCCGGACCCCAGGGAGGGGCUCCUGGUGCCCCGGGCCCAGUGGGGCAGGGCGGCCGUGCUCUACUCCUUGCGCAGCCCCUGAGCGGACGGACUCUCGGGCCCCGCCCCCCGCUCGGCCCGAGGCUGCUUCCGCGAGGAGGCCCCGGGUGCUGUGGUUUUUGGGGCGGGGGCCGCUGGGAACAGGGGAGCGGAGGAGUCAGU